Molecule: messenger RNA, 1710 nt
Organism: Salvelinus namaycush (lake trout)
Lineage: Eukaryota; Metazoa; Chordata; Actinopteri; Salmoniformes; Salmonidae
Product: cytochrome b-245 heavy chain-like
Exons: 13
Coding region: 1-1689 (562 amino acids)
Biological process (GO): superoxide anion generation; defense response
Cellular component (GO): NADPH oxidase complex; plasma membrane
Molecular function (GO): superoxide-generating NAD(P)H oxidase activity
Source: RefSeq, a predicted model, not a curated record
AUGGGCAACUGGAUCAUUAACCAUGGACUGUCAUCCUUCAUACUGCUGGUCUGGAUGGCCAUCAACAUAUUCCUGUUCCUUUGGUUCUAUUUCUUCUACGACUUGGGGGAUCAGUUUUUCUACACACGCCACAUUUUAGGGUCUGCAUUGGCCUGGGCCAGAGCCCCUGCAGCCGUCCUCAACUUCAACUGCCUGCUGAUUCUGCUGCCCGUGUGUCGUAACCUGCUGUCUCUCAUUCGCGGCUCCUUCAUGUGCUGUGGGCGAACUAUGAGGAAACAGUUGGACAAAAAUAUCAGUUUCCACAAGCUGGUGGCCUACAUGAUUGGGCUGAUGACAGCUGUUCACACCAUUGCCCAUUUGCUGAAUGUGGAGUGGUACUAUAAUAGCAGGCUUGGGGAGUAUGAUGACCUCAGCACGGCCCUGUCCAGCCUGGAUGACUCAGGAAACACCACCUUCCUGAACCCAAUCCGUUCUACAACCACUACGCCGACCCUCCUGGUGUUCACCACCGUCGCGGGGAUCACAGGCGUAAUCAUCACGCUGUCACUCAUCCUCAUGAUCACCUCAUCCAUGGAGGUCAUCAGGCGCAGCUACUUCGAGGUCUUCUGGUUCACACACCACCUUUUCAUCGUCUUCUUCGCUGGGCUGGUCAUCCAUGGAGCCGGACGCAUCGUGCGAAGUCAGACCACCACCAAUCCACCACAUAAUGCCACCUUCUGUAAAGAUCGAAUAGAUGACUGGGGGAAGAUUCAGGAGUGUCCCGUUCCCCAGUUUGCAGGGGGGUUCCCACAGACCUGGAUGUGGGUGAUCGGUCCCAUGAUCCUCUAUGUGUGCGAGCGCUUGCUGCGCUUCAUCCGCUACAUGCAGACUGUCAAAUACAGAAAGAUAGUUAUUCGACCAUCCAAAGUGUUGGAGCUGCAGCUGGUGAAGAACGGUUUCAAGAUGGACGUGGGUCAGUAUGUCUUCCUCAACUGCCCAGCCAUCUCCCAGCUGGAGUGGCACCCCUUCACCAUGACCUCGGCCCCCGAGGAGGACUUCUUCAGUGUGCACAUCCGCUCCGUGGGUGACUGGACCCAGAAACUAAUCAGCAUUGUGGAGCAGCUUCCUGAGGGGGCUGAGGGACCCAAAAUGGGUGUAGACGGACCGUUUGGUACGGCCAGUGAGGAUGUGUUUGACUACGAGGUUGCCAUGCUGGUUGGCGCUGGCAUUGGAGUCACCCCCUUCGCCUCCAUCCUCAAGUCCAUCUGGUACAAAUUCAAAGACUCCAACCCAAAGCUACGCACCAGAAAGAUCUACUUCUAUUGGUUGUGCAGAGAGACGCAUGCCUUUGAGUGGUUUGCAGAUCUGCUGCAGCUGCUGGAGAGGGAGAUGGAGGAAAGAGGCAUGGGAAGCUUCCUCACCUACAAACUCUACCUCACUGGAUGGGAUCAGAGCCAUGCAAACCAUGUGAUGGUUCAUGCGGAUGCGGACACAGAUGUGGUCACUGGUCUGAAGCAGAAAACCAACUACGGCAGGCCCAACUGGGAUAAGGAGUUUGAACAAGUGCGCAAAGAGAAUCCGACGUCAGUGGUGGGCACAUUCUUAUGUGGCCCUGCAGUCUUGGCUACUGUCUUGUCAAAGAAAUGUGUCAAAUACACGGAUGUCGAUCCCCGAAAGACCAAAUUCUACUUCAACAAGGAGAACUUCUGAGCAAAACAAUGAGCAAAACAA